Musca domestica (house fly) is the source of this 2343-nucleotide messenger RNA. RefSeq names its product solute carrier organic anion transporter family member 74D. Gene Ontology annotation, biological process: transmembrane transport; sodium-independent organic anion transport. Bases 95 to 2263 code for a protein of 722 amino acids. NCBI's taxonomy places the organism in Eukaryota, Metazoa, Arthropoda, Insecta, Diptera, Muscidae. The record is from RefSeq and is a predicted model, not a curated record. The transcript has 9 exons. Gene Ontology annotation, cellular component: membrane. Gene Ontology annotation, molecular function: protein binding.
UGGACUUUAAGAUUAAAACACACGCGCGUUUAACUGUCGUCAAUGCACUGCCGGUAUAAAUAAAAUAAAUUAACUCAAAAAUUAACAACCCAAAAUGGCUCAAAUCGACGAUAAUGAGCAAAAUGAUCCCGAAUCGAAGAAAACACUUUUGGAUAAACAAAAAUCCGUUGAUCCACAGGAAGUGAAGCGUAUUUUAAAGGAAAUGCCUUUAACGGAAGAUACAACCUGUGGAUUUGGAUGUGUGAAAGGAUCUUUUCUACAAAGAUUUGCAAACCAAACAUCGUAUGUAAUUAUUUAUGGUCUUGUCGGCUGUGUUUUCUCCAUGACAAAUUCAUAUUUUCAUGGCACAAUUUCCACAUUGGAAAAACGUUUCAAAAUUCCCUCUCGUAACACGGGCAUGAUUAUGAUUGGCAAUGAUUUGAGCCAGGUGUUGUGUUCGGCAGUUUUGGGCUACUAUGCUGGUAAAAAACAUCGUCCACGUUGGAUGGGUUUCGGACUCCUAACAUUGAUUGCUUUUUGUAUGCUCACCGUAACGCCACACUUCAUUUAUGGUCCCGGUGAGGAUGCCCUGAGUCUGACCAAGGAAUAUGGAGGUGUGAGCGAUAUAAAUAUAUCAAUGCAAGAUUUGGAAGAGCAAAGGAAAAAAAUUCUCUGUCGCAAUGAUGGCACCGGUGUUGAGUGUGAAGUACGAGAGGGUAGUUUGUUACCACAAAUUUUACUAUUUAUUGCCCAAUUUGUUGCUGGCGUGGGUGGGUCAUUGUACUAUUCCCUGGGUGUGUCGUAUAUGGAUGAUAAUACCGAAAAGGCCAAGGCGCCAGCUAUGUUGAGUAUAUCCUAUUUCUUUGGUCUGUUGGGACCCUCACUGGGCUAUACUUUGGCCUCCUUAUGCCUACGGGUGUAUAUAGCACCGAACUUAACACCCAUCAUUAAUAUGCGUGACUCCCGUUGGUUGGGUGCCUGGUGGAUGGGUUGGCUAAUAACAGCCGGUCUCCUUUUCUUUUUUGGCCUCUUCAUGUUUAUGUUUCCCAAAGAACUGCCCAUGACAGCUGCCCGUCGAAAGGCUCAAAAUCUUCGAGCAAAAGAAGAAAAUAUGGGUGUAUCUGUGGAACAGAUACAACGAAAGACCUCCUUCAUGGAUAUGUUGAAAACAUUCAAGCUCUUCUAUAAGAGUAAAAUUAUUCGCUGCAAUAUUUUAUCGAACACCUUCUAUUUCUUUGGCUAUACCCCAUAUUGGAUAUUCACUGCCAAGUAUAUAGAAAUUCAGUAUCGGCAAUCGGCUUCUACGUCAAGCAUGGCUACCGGUACGGUGGCGCUAGUCUUCUCAGCUGUUGGUGUUUUACUCUCCGGCGUUGUCAUAUCAAAAUUUAAGCCAUCCGCACGUUAUCUGGCCGCAUGGAAUAUUUUGGUCGAUAUUGUAACACUGACCGGUAUGAUUAUCUAUAUUUUUAUCGGCUGUGCUGCAAAUGAUAAUUCCUUAAUAAAUAACCCCAACGAAAGUGUUCUGAAUACAACAUUGAGCUGCAAUAGUGUUUGCCAUUGUGAUUAUGUGCGUUAUAUGCCGGUAUGUGGUGAAGACCAGAGGACGUACAUAUCACCAUGUCAUGCUGGAUGUAAGGGCGAGUAUAUGGAUGCCAAGGGGGUUAAGAGCUACUAUGACUGUUCCUGUAUUCCAACGGUGUCAAAUCACACAUUAAAUACAAAUCCACUUUUUGAAUUGGUAACUAUGGCGGACCUGAACAAUUCCACAAUGAAUGGAAAUAAUUUAUCCUUGGGCACUGGAGGCCAAGCAAUGGCUGGAGCUUGCCCCGUCAAUUGUUCCAAUCAAUUCAUUUCAUUCCUGGUGGUAAUGUGUACCAUUAAAUUCUUUGCUGCCACAGGAAGAGCUGCCAAUAUGUUGAUCACCAUGCGUUCUGUGGCUCCAGAGAAUAAAUCGGCCCUUAUGGGCUUCGGCAUGAUGUUCAUAUCGCUAGUGUGCUUUGUACCAGGUCCCAUUCUCUUUGGCUGGAUAUUCGAUAAGAAUUGUCUAGUUUGGGGUAAAACUUGUACGAAUAAAGGCAAUUGCUGGCUAUAUGAUUCGGCAAAUUUGAGACUAAGUCUAAAUGUGGUGGGUAUUUUCUUCAUAACUAUCAGCACAAUAUGCAAUGGUGGCGUAUGGUACCAUGUGAAACAUUUGAAAGUGUUCGACGAUGAGGAAGAUGACGUCGGUAAAGAAAUGAAAAUUGUUGCCUCAAAUAAUGCCCUUAACAGGCACGAAAAUGAAUAAACCGCAAAAAAACUUCACAAUGAAGUAUUUCUAUUUAAAAUGGAAUAAAUUUCAUAGACUCCUGUUGAUUAAUAAAAUAA